Messenger RNA from Protobothrops mucrosquamatus (brown spotted pit viper), 3773 nucleotides. RefSeq lists its product as uncharacterized. Gene Ontology annotation, biological process: negative regulation of endopeptidase activity. Gene Ontology annotation, molecular function: serine-type endopeptidase inhibitor activity. The record is from RefSeq and is a predicted model, not a curated record. Bases 324 to 2936 code for a protein of 870 amino acids. The transcript has 15 exons. NCBI's taxonomy places the organism in Eukaryota, Metazoa, Chordata, Lepidosauria, Squamata, Viperidae.
GCCCCUCCCGCCUGGGAGGAUAUUGCAAAGAGGGAGACAUGGGAGAAAGGAAGUUUGCAGCAAGCGCCUGAAGCAAUUCCGCCCCGGCCUGCAGGUUGCAAACUCUUUUAUAGAGGGCUGGCCGCGGAAGAACCUCUCUUUUCGGCCUCUUUCCAGUUAGUGAACAGACUCCUCUCUAGGAUUUAUUGCAGCUUCGCUGGCCUUUCUCUCCAGCCAGACGUCUCCGGUAACUGCCCUAGCAGCCCAGAAUACUUACCUUUUCCAGGUACAACCAUUGUACGUUUCUCUCUGGCCUCUUCUGGAGGUGCCACAGGCUCUGAAACAUGGACAGCCUUUCUGCAGCAAACACCACCUUUGCCCUCAACCUCUUCAAGAAGCUUAGUCCAAAUGAUUCUACCAAGAACUUGUUUUUUUCUCCAUUGAGUAUGUCUUCUGCGCUGCUAAUGGUCUCGUUGGGUGCCAGAGGUAACACAGAAGCUCAGAUGUCAAAGGUGCUAUCUGUAUCCAAAGAUGGAGAGGUUCACCAAAGAUUUGAGAAACUCAUUUCUGAAAUCAACAAACCAGGUGCCAAUUAUAGCCUCAGUCUAGCCAACCGGCUCUUUGGAGAAACAUCAUAUGAUUUUCUUGCACCAUUUCUAGAAUCCACUCAGAAAUUCUACCAUGCAGGUCUGGAGAAACUUAACUUUAAGCAAGCUUCAGAAGAUUCAAGAAGACAUAUAAAUGCCUGGGUAGAAGAAAAAACCUCAGGUAAAAUUCAGAAUCUGCUUGCCCCGGAAAUAAUUAAUUCACUUACAAAACUGGUUUUGGUGAAUGCUAUCUAUUUCAAGGGAAACUGGGCAAAUCAGUUCAACAAAGAUCACACAGAGGAAAGGCCAUUCCACAUUAACAAGAAUGAAACAAAACCAGUGCAGAUGAUGUUCAGGAAAGGGAAGUACAACAUGACCUACAUAUCGGACUAUCGGACUUCAAUUCUUGAGAUUCCAUAUGUUGAUAAUGAGUUGAGCAUGAUCAUUCUGCUUCCUGAAAAGAUUGAAGAUAACUCUACUGGGUUGGAAAAGCUGGAGAGAGAAAUUACGUAUGAGAAACUCAUAGACUGGAUCAAUCCAAGGAAGAUGGACCUAAGAGAAAUUGAACUCUCCUUUCCCAAAUUUAAACUGGAAGAAGAAUAUGACCUGAAGCCUGUUCUGAAAAGCAUGGGAAUGACAGAUGCAUUUGAUGAGGGCAAGGCAGACUUCUCUGGAAUGUCAACUAACAAUAAUUUAGUCAUAUCUGAAGUUGUUCACAAAUCAUUCAUAGAAGUCAAUGAAGAAGGCACUGAGGCAGCUGCUGCCACUGCUGCUAUAAUGAUGAUGAGGUGUGCAAUGUUUGUGCCAGAAUUCAAAGCUGAUCAUCCCUUUCUCUUUUCUAUUAUUGAGCGAACUACAAACAACAUCCUGUUCUUUGGUAAACUUUGUUCUCCACCUUUCCGCGAGCUUCUGCAGUGGGGCGGAUGGGCUAAGCGCCCGUGUUGGGCCACAGUCUUCGGAUGUAGGCAAAUUGAGAGCAGCCCAACCCUUCCUCGCUCCUCUCAGCCUUCCAACUCGCGAAACCUGCCCGUUCAGACCACCUCCCCUCCCAGCUGGGGAAGGUCAGAGUCCGAGGGCGCUGCCGUCUCGCCAGUUCCAGAGUCCGCUCCGGCGCUCCCCUCCUCGCCACGCCCUCCUCGCCACGUCAAGACUGGAGAUCUGCGGGGGAGCGGCUCUCUGCUUAUCCGACGCACCUGGUCUUCUCUCGGCAGCCUUCUCGUGGUCACUAUGGAUAACCUGGCUAAUGCAAACUCGCAGUUUGCUCUGGAUCUUUUCCAGAAAUUGAACGAAGCCCACCCAACUGCCAACAUUUUCUUUUCUCCGGUCAGCAUAUCUUCUUCCCUGGCCAUGAUCCUCUUAGGGGCCCGGGGUAAUACAGCCGCGGAACUCUCGAAGACACUUCAUUUUGAUGAUGUUGAAGACCUUCAUUCAGGAUUUCACAGGCUCAAUACUAAAAUUAACCAGAGCAAUGCACCCUAUAUUCUGAAAGUUGCUAAUAGGUUGUACGGAGAAAAAACUUUCAACUUUUUGUCUGAUUUCUUGACUAGCACCCAGAAUUUGUAUGGAGCUAAAUUAGCCACAGUGGACUUCUCAAAUGCUCCAGACAAGGCAAAAAACGAAAUUAACCAGUGGGUUGAACAGCAGACUGAAGGUAAAAUCCCUGAGUUGCUAUCUGAAGGCUCUAUCAAUGAAAUGACUAAAUUGGUUUUGGUGAAUGCUGUCUACUUUAAAGGCAGCUGGGCAAAAGCAUUUAAAGAAGAAGAUACUGAAGACAAGCCUUUUAGACUAAAUAAGACAGAAAAGAAGAACGUGAAGAUGAUGUUCAUGAAAGAGAAACUUCCUUUUGGUUAUAUCCCUGAAUGCAAGUGUCGUGUGCUGGAACUGCCAUACAAUGGAGAGGAUCUUAGCAUGAUCAUCCUUCUGCCUGAUGAAAUUGAGGAUAAUUCUACAGGCCUAGAAGAGCUGGAGAAGCACCUUACCUUGGAAAAACUGCAAGAAUGGACCCAGCCCCAAAAUAUGAAUUCCGACCUGGACGUCUAUGUACAUCUACCUAAAUUUCAGCUGGAAGAAAAUUAUGAUCUUAAAUCUUACUUUGCAGCAAUGGGGCUGUUGGAUGUGUUUGACAGUGGCAAGGCUAAUUUGUCUGGAAUGUCAGGAGCUCAGGACCUCCAUGUCUCUAAAAUUGUUCACAAGUCAUUUCUAGAAGUAAACGAAGUAGGCACUGAAGCAGCAGCAGCUACUGCUGCUACGAUUAUGUUACUUUGUCUGCCCGUUGCAGAGGAGUUUAAUGCUGACCAUCCUUUCCUAUUUUUUAUCCGUCAUAAAGCAACAAACACUAUACUUUUCCUUGGUAGAUUUGUUUCUCCAUAAAAGUAGCAUAAAACCAACUUCCAGCCUCCUAUAAAACACACAUUUCUUUGCCUGCUUGGGGGAAUUGCCAUAAACAAGCUAGGUUUCUCCAGAUGUUUUCCAUCUUGGAUUUUCUUGAACUCCUGAGUCUGUUGACAGGUUUUAUGUGACACUUUGCUCUAAAGCAGGGGUGUCAAACUCGCUGUGUCACGUGACAUGAUAUAUUGUGACUUUUCCCCCCUUAUUUUUAUUGUCAUAUUUGGGGUGGACGUGAUUUCUGCGUGAUGCAUCCAGCCCGCGGGCCGGCAGUUUCACACGCCUGGUCUGAAAGGUAGCCAUCUCUAAUCUAGGACAUUCAGGUGUGCUUGACUACAGUUCCUUUAAUUUCCAGCUAGCUAGGAAUUCUGGGAAUUUUAGUUUGAGAUGUUUGGAAGCCAUCAGGCAAGGGAUAGCUGCUAUGCAUUGUAUUUGUAAAAUCAGUAACACAUGAAUUGCUGGAAUAAGGUUGGCCUUCAUUUAAUACAAUUUAAGAGUCUUUAGUCAAGGAACUGGACCAAUGGAAGAUCAUUGAUAAUAUAGAAUCCAGAAAGUGACUUCUUUCUUGUUCAAAAAUACAAAGCAAUUUGGUACUUGUCUUAAUAAGUACCUUAUGAGGAAUUAUGGUACCACUUUUCUUCUCAUUCAGUGAGUGGAGAAUUGUUCGCAUACGAAUCAACAGCAACCUCAAUGUACUAAUUUUCUGAUUUUUUUUUCAUCCACAUUGUCUCUCCUCAUUAAAUCUGAGUUAUAUGUUGUUGUCCAUCUUCCAGGCAUUGAUUUUAUUGAAGAUAGAUGUCAAAUAAAGAAAUUCUAACGACA